AUGGCUACGUUUGUCCCCUAUUUGAUUGCACUCUACUCCUUGAGUUCAGUCCAUGCUCAGUUACAGAUGGCAAUCGACAGGGUUGAUCAGGCGUCCGCGGUAGAGGACGACCUUCUACUGCCCAGAAAUACUGCUGAAUGCCCUGUUGACGGAAAUAAUAAUCUAUCUCCUUCAUGCAGUAAAUACAACGCUCAGUUGCUCGGAGGUUGUUUUUGUAAAUGUGGCAGACCCGCAGGGGAAAAGUACACUUUCUUUGAACCGACCAAUUCUUGCUUGAAGGUCAGCUUGGCUCGUCAGAGAUCAGGUAACUUAGUUUCAUUUGGUGCGCUUACUUACAUUACCUUUUAAUUAAUGUCUUCUCAUUAAUUUAAGUUACAAAGUUUGCAAAAUAUUAACUAUCAGAUUGUCCCAGGUGACAAUCAAAUGUCAAAAGGAAGAUCGAUUUAGCUAGUAUUCAAUUUGGUGUUGUUAAUUAGCCAGAACGUAUGUUUCGCGGAGUCAAUUUCUAGAAUCGUGAAAUCCGUUAAUUAAUACAAAGGCUACGAUAUAUAUUUCCUUUUGAGUUAACUUGCUAUUGUAGAAAAUGAUUGCGUGGGAAUGGAUUUUAUUGAUGGUAGAGCUAUUAUGUCAAAAUUUGGCCCUUGGUCUGUUGCUAUUGGUCUGCCAAGCAUGCAGCAGUCAAGUGAAAUUUAAAAUAUGUAGAUCAAAUUUAGCUUUAAUUUUUCUCUCAAACGCAUGACAAUCUUCAGUCACCGAGUAGUGUUAUUGAAAUUCUCUAGGAGCUUCCUUGCCAUUUUCUCCGCUGAUUUGCUUAAAUUACACCAUAACAUUCUUUACAAAAUCCAUUGAUUGUUGUCACCUGUAGAAAUUUUACAAACGAAAAAGUAAAUUAAAAUCCUUCUUUGAUUACUUAUUUGAAAGGUAAUUUUUCAUCAGGAAAAACGUAUUAUAGCAAUAUCUCAAUUUUUCUUGAAAUGAUCAAGGAAUACAAAGAACGACAAAUUUUGCUUCCUAUGUCCCUGUUAAACUCGUGUCACUAUCCAAGGACUUUGUUGUUAUACAGCUGUACACCAAGGAUCGAGAAAAGCUAUAUCAUAACUCUUUUCUCUCUGAUCUAAAAUAUUUCAAUAUUUGACACUUUUAAUUAAAAUAUGCAUACUUUAAAAAGUAUAACAUAUUACCUCGAUUACUUUGAAAAUUAUAUAUAGACAUUUUUUCAUUUCACUUUUUAAAAGCCAUUAUGACGAAGAAAGUUGCGUGGGCAAGUUUUAGUACUCUUAUAGGCUUACUAGGUUCGCGAUUUUUAGUUCAAUCAAUUUAAUUAUUUUAUUCUAAUUGAGAUGAAAUCAUAUUGAAGCAUUGACGCUGUACAGAAGCUACUCUUUGUAAGCCCUGUGUGGUGUACGAGCUUUUUGCUUUUAAAAGCAAGUUUGCAUCUUUGUGCGCAAUCUUCCUUCCUCAUGUUGGUCUUUUCUAAUUAUACGUCAAGAAAGAGAUCGUUUUUGUGUGGAGCAAUCCGACAAUAAUGUUGAUGAUGAUGAUGACGAUGCUGAUGAUUAUGAUUAGCCCUCUUACGUGAACAAUGGCAUGGUACCCUGCAUCAAAUAGAACAUGAAAUAAAUUGUUUUCAGAGUUUACAAGAACUAAUGUUAUAUUUGUAGCUCUGUAUUUGCGAACAACCUUUUACCACUUUUUUUAUAGUAAUGGUUGGCAAUAAUGGUUAUGAUGUACGUGUCUGCUUUUUACGGCGAAUAUUGUAUGGUAUUGAUGGAUGAAAUACUUUGUUGCCAUAAAUCUUGUUGUCAUGAAUAUCUUAAUGAAGGGGGAAAUUUGUACACACGGUGAUACUUGUGCCAGAAAAGCUCUUAUUCUAAACUUUUAUUCCCAAAACAAGUAAUACGACGAAUUGAAUUCACGAAUUGUUUACCGUUCGCCAAUAUUCCUUUUAGCUUGGAAUGUGAGUAUAAGAGCCAAUCUGGUCGGUCGAAACCGGAAGUUGUAGCACUCGAUGAUGAUAGUAGCAGUAGUUGAAGUAAAGUAGCACUGCCUGUUUAUACAGUGAAAAUGUCCGUGCAGUGGGAAACAAGCUACCUAGAUAAAUGAUAAUUCAGGUACUGUUUCUGACUAAACUGCUGACGGGCAAAAAAUGUAAAAACAAAAGAAAAGGUACAACAAUCACAAUCUUAUAAUUUAUGCUAGACGAUCAAUAUUAGAGCAGUUUUAUUUAUAAUUAUACUCUCUCUUUUCCAUUGCGAAAGGAGGGUAGCUGCUCAGCGUUUGCUAUGGAAAUCAUUUUUCAUUCUCAUGCAAAUAAAACUUUUUUUCACAAGAAAGGUUGUGCACCUAGCCUCAUUUUGAAAGUGAGGGUUUUUGGAACUCUGAAGUGGCCUAUUCGAUACUCCCUCAAAUAUUUCGGAAAUGUUUUCCAAACGUUCGUGAUAAAUUUCUUGUUCCUUUUUGCGGCGAAGUAAGCAAAGCAGUAAGCAGUAAGCAGUGGGAAAAAAGCUCCCUAGAUAAAUGAUAAUUCAGGUACUGUUUUUGACUAAACUGCUGACGAGCAAAAAAGGAAAAAACAAAACAAAAGGUAAAACAAUCACAAUCUUAUAAUUUAUGCUAGACGAUCAAUAUUAGAGCAGUUUUAUUUACAAUUAUACUCUCUCUUUUCCAUUGCGGAACAUUUUUCCAGUGUAAGAGCUCACAGGAUUGGUUGGGGAAAACAAAAAUAAAUAAAUACAUACAUAAAUAAAGUCAACUUUGAUACCUUAGGUUAGCCCUAAACCACUGGCCAGGAGCUGAUACAUAAAAGGGUCCAAUAAAAUUAACCAGGGGCACCCAACGACUGUUUUCUGUAAAACAUCUGUUCGGAGAAGCAAUAUUGCCUAGGACGUUCCAUUACUUGAGGACACCUGAAAAUUUCUCUGUCCAUGACUUUUCCAUUCAUGUACAAUUUUCGAAGCAUAUCUAAUAUAUAAAUUCCCUACGAUUUCCUGAAGUUUUCGGAUUGAAAAAUGCUAUGGAUUACGUCAAAGUCCAUCUAAAAUUUUCGGGAAAAUAAUAUUCGAGCCCUUGUAAUUUCGAAAAGACUAAAGUUCCCCUAGGAUGACAGAACAGAUACAAAUUUUAUAGCGCCUCUUAGAAUGCACUAAAAAAAUCUAAAAAACUAAAAGUAUACUCUGCAUAGCCUAAAAAGUGUUUUCAAUGCAUUUAGGAGGAAGCUGUCGUUGGGUGAUCCUGAUUAAAGGUCUUUUUUAAGAGCAGCGAUAAGUGUCCAGACACUUUGCCAGGUAUAAAUGUCUUUGCAAAUAAUUUAUUUCAUGCAUUCGUUGGACUGUCUCAUAUAUUUUUUUUUUCGUCACAGAAUGUAAUUUGCUUUUCAUUGGCGAGAAAGCGGAAAGUGCCUUAACUUUUAUUCCCUCAACCGGUGUUACUCCAAAGACCAUCAACCUACCUAUUAACAACUCAUGUAGCUUUCACUUUGGGGAGACACUCUAUGCAUAUUACAUUGGUUGCGACGGAGCCUGGAGGGAGAUCCCACCAAACAGUGUAAAUGAGAGUUUAGAGGUCACUCCUGGUUGGAACAAAAACCAGCUUCAAUUCAAGGUAUUAGUAUUGGUAGUCGCAUGACACUGCAGCUUUUAGUUGGGAUUAAUGAUAUAAUGCAUUGGGACAUCUUACUGUAGAUGUGGAGAGUUUUCACAUGACGUCACACCGACGCCAUAUUGGUGUAGUAAAGUAAUAAACCAAUGGCCUUGUUCUUUUUCCAAACCAAUAUUAUGGGAUUGAAAAUGUUAUUUUUAUGUUAGAACUUUCCUUUUUUUGUAUGAAUUGGCAUAGCUGCUGCUGACCACGUCAAUGAAAUCGCUCUAUACAGUUGCAACGCCAUACAACCAACUCCUUAUCAACACCUUUCAUUUAUUUCCUGUGCAAACAAUCGACAAAUCAUUUCAUUGUUCCAAAGUAUCGUUCAAGAACACGAUAACCCUGUUACCAUGAUUGAAGGGAAGUUACAUCUUUUAUAUGCAGCGGUUUGAUUGCUCAUUUUAGAAAGGCUAGUAGCCGAACACCUUAAAAGGAGCAAAUUCCAAUGCCAAAAAGGAAGUACACCUGUAGUUGUUUAAUAAAAUGGAAAAUCCACAGAAAACCUUGCACUUUUUUCAUUUGCUGUACAAUUAUAGAAAAUAUUCUAUCGUUUUAUCUUACUAGACGAGAGAUACCGCUUCAUCUUUUCUUCGCAAGAACCCGGGUCGGAUCUUCAGAGUAGCAGUGCAAUGUCGCCAACAACGUGAAAACCGUGACGUUGUCGCCAACAGCACCUGUGUUAUGUUCAAGGUUGAAGGCAGAAUACAGUGUAAGACCUUUAAUGAAUAUUCAUGAAUAUACAUGUUAUAAAUAUGGAAAAACAAUUGAAAAUUCAUAGUAAACUGAAUGGAAAGAAAAAUAAUCCCUUAAAGGGCAACAAAAUGUCUCAAAAAUGUCAGGUUGUUUAAAGAUAAACUCAUCUGCGAAUUAAUUUGAUUCGGAUCUACUUAUGCCGAUUAUUUAUAUAUUAAUUAAGUCUUUAAAAAUGCUGGCAAGAUUACCUUGUUCCUGAUACUAUUUCAAGACAGCCGAAGGUGUUUGAUAUUCAUUUUCACUAAAGUGUGCCUAUGGACAAGAAUCUUUGCAACAAUAAUCACCGUGUUAAACUGAAUAGCCAGCUUUUCUUCUACCCAGUAAUGAACCAUUACCAAAGCAAAAAGCUAGAGAUAAAGUUCCGGCAACGAAUUUUUUCUUCAUCACAGUACAAGACCUAACAGGCCAUUUGCACAAUGACGUCAAUUUACUACAUAAACUAGAAUGCUUCACUGUCUUGCUCUCUCGUGCAAACUAGAGCUUUCGUUGUCUUAAUUCUUGUUGGGAUUGCCGAACUUAAAGUGGAAGGAAAAGGGAAAUGGAUUCUGGCAGUAGGACAAAGACGCCAUCGUGCAAAUGGCCGGCUUAUUGAUACUGUAAGCUACAAAAUGAAUUCAGAGGGUGUUUUAAACUUAACUUCCUAUAAAUAUAAUUUUUAGGUCCAAUUCCUCAAAAGACUCCGUUAAACCAAUCCGCAACUUUACCACCUCCAACUGUGGAAAUAUUCAGCACCACCGACCUCCCACCUGGUCCAACAACCGCUCAGGCAGAAAAUAUAACGACAGGCACACCAGCUGUAGUCACAAAUACGUCAAGUAAUGUAUAAUGAUUAUAUAAAUGCCUUCUAUAACGGUGGGAAGAUUUUUUUGGGGGGGGGGAGGGGGGAAUGAUACUUAGCCCUUGAUGCUGUUUAAAGCAUAAAUCAGUCUCUCUUCAUUUUAAGAUAACCGACGGGAGGUGGGAAAUGGAUUCUGGCAGUAGGAAUAAGACGACCUCGUGCAAAUGGCCGGCUUUUUGAUACUGUAAGCUACAAAAUGAAUUCAGAGGGUGUUUUAAACUUAAUUUUCUAUAAAUAUACUUUUUAGGUCCAAUUCCUCAAAAGACUCCGUUAAACAAAUCAGCAACUUUACCACCUUUAACUGUGGAAAUAUCCAGCACCACAGACCUCGCACCUGGUCCAACAACCGCUCAGGCAGAGAAUAUAACGACAGGCACACCAGCUGUAGUCACAAAUACGUCAAGUAAUGUAUAAUGAUUAUAUAAAUGCCUUCUAUAAGGGUGGCAAGGUUUUUUUUUGGGGGGGGGGGGGGAAUUAUACUUAGCCAUUGAUGCUGUUUAAAGCAUAAAUCAGUCUCUCUCUUCAUUUUAAGAUAACCGACGGGGGGUGUUUAUUUUUGGUUGACCUAAUUACAACAGCUCUGCUAAAUUGUUUAGUGCUAUUUACAAAAUAAAUCGAGUGGUGUUUUUAACUUAAUUUUCUGUUAACUUAUAUACAUAUGCUUAUAUUUUAGGCCCAAUUCCAAAACAGAAUUCGUCAAACCAAUCCGUAACUUCUGGACCUGAAACUGUGAAAAUAACCAGCAUCACAGGCCUUCCACCUCGUUUAGCAUCCAAUAAGGCAAACAGCAUAAAGACAGACACACCAGCUAAAGUCACAGCUGAGGUUUGUCUUGUAUCUUGUCUUACGAGCUUCAGAAAAGGUGCAUGUUCUCAAAGUUCCCAUGAAAUUUCCCUACCUGUCUGCAGGAUAUACUUACCCCACCUAAAAAGGAUGGUGUUGAAACGAUUCAAGAAGAAGUACGGUUGAGUAAGUUAGUGGCCAUGAGCAAAGGUUACUGUCAAAAUACAGAAAUAAUCUGAGUUCCUAGCGUUAUAGCCAAUCUUCGAAGCAAAGCAAUGAAAAUUUGAGUUAAUUGUAUUGUGGGUAUAUUGGUUUAGAAAGAUAACCCAGCAUGGUGGGGUAAGUGCGUUGACUGCGAUUCCGCCAUAUCACACCAACACCACAAUAACGAAAACAUUUUUUGUAGCCGACAAAAAGUCAAUUUUUUUCUGUCGAAACAAAGUAAUUAAAUAACUAUUUGACUGAUAAAUGAAUUAAUUGAAUUAUUUGUUUGUUUUUUUUCUUUUGGUUUUUAAUGUGUUUUGUGUCUUUACAGGUUACCACUUCCAAAAUGGAGACUCCGGGAGAAGACAGAACACAGCAAGGUCAGCUUUACAGCUCCUCAACUUAUUAAUCUAUUUGCGCCUAGUUUGUAAGCUUGUCAGUAUGUCAGCCUAACGAAAAAUUCGGCCUUUAAACCAGUCUUGUCGUUAGCUUGUGCAACUGUUCGUCUGUUAUUUUAACACCCAGUCAGCUCCGUCGGCAAUCUGCCAAUUUGUUGCCUCCGUCCUUCUGACAGCCUUUCAAUCUGUCAGCCUGACCACUUGCCAGAUUGUCAGCCUGUCAGACAGCCCGCCUUUCACUUUUAUAUUCUGUCAACUUGUCAGCAUGUCAUUUUGUCAAAGACAAACUGACAUGCUUGUCAAUUUGCUUGACAUGCUUGUCGUUUUGUCAGCCUAUUGAAAUUUUAGCCGAUCACUGAGCUAGCCUGUCUGAUCGUUAGCUUGUGCGACUCUUGCCUGUCAUUUUGUCAGCCAAACAACUCUGUCAAUUUGUCAGCCUGUAUUCCUGACAAUCUUUCAAUCUGUCAGCCUGACCGCUUGCCAGAUUGUCAGACUGUCAGGCAGCCCGUCUUUCACUCUGACAGUCUGUCACCUUGUCAGCCCGUCAGUUUGUCCGCCAAUCACCUUCUCAGCCUGCCAACUUGUCAGUCUGUCAGCUCCAUAAUCUGAUGAAGGGCCAGCGCUCGAAACGUUUGCUUUUCAUUCUUUUCACAUUCCUAUUAACUCAGUUGAUAACGGUUUAAUUAAGAUUUAGUAGGCCAAUGUGCCUGCUUUGUUAUGGGUUAAUACUUUUCCAUACGAUUAAUACGCCAUCUUUCCUAAAAUGUUGUCUCCUAUGAUUAACAGGUUAAACUACUGGACCUUGCGUUGAGUAAUUCAGCUUUUGUAGUAUCCAUCAUCAUCAGUAAGACGAUCCUAGUAAACGAGCUUAUAGUGUCUUUCGACUUAGAGUCGACGCUGCUCUGCUGGCCGCUCUGGAGAACGACCGCAGCCUUGCAGAGCGACGAUGUAUCUCUGCUCAGAUUGCUGUUCUCCUGACUUUCUAUCACGGUCAAAUUACUUCCAGGCUAACGGAGCAAUUGACGAAAAACUAA
Porites lobata is the source of this 7649-nucleotide messenger RNA. Lineage: Eukaryota; Metazoa; Cnidaria; Anthozoa; Scleractinia; Poritidae. The record is from the annotation of a GenBank genome assembly.